GGUUUAAGACACCAAAGAAACAAAUAAAAAACUCUCACAAAUCCUGCAAACAAAAAAAGAGCUCAAGCAACUAAACCCUAACAAUGGUGGUGGCCGUUGAUGCAAACGAGAAGAACAGUGGAAACAAUCUUAAGUUUCUAUGCAGUUACGGCGGCAGAAUCCUCCCUCGUUCCACCGACGGGAAGCUCCGUUACGUCGGCGGUCACACCAGAGUCCUCUCCGUCGAUCGUUCCAUCUCUUGCGAAGAGCUAACGAAGAAACUAUUUGAAUUCUGCGGAUACUCCGUCGAUCUCCGAUGUCAGUUACCUAACGGCGAUCUCGAGACUCUGAUCUCCGUCAAAUCGGACGAGGAGCUAACGAACAUCGUCGAGGAGUACGACGACGGAGCUAAGAUCCGAGCCGUUCUAUCUCCUCCGCUUAGUCAUAAAUCGCCGUCGUCUUCAAGCAACGGCGGCCGGUCUCCGGAAUCUCCGUUCUCCGUCACGCCUUCCCCGCCGAACUCACCGCCGUUUGCGUCGUACGGGAGGUAUCCACAGUCUCGGUAUUGUUUACCUCCCGCGGUGGAUCUCGCGAGAAGAUUGAAUCAAAGAUCGUAUUGCCACGCUUGUCGUUUGCACAAAGGCUCUAGGCUCAUCUGGCACUGAGUGAAAACUUCGAAUACGAUCGAUCAUACAACAGACGAAGAAGGAAAUUUAAAUAAAACCGGAAAAAUUAAGAAAAUUAAGAAAAUUGAAAAUUUUGCGAUGUGUUUGUUUUGAGAAGUGAAGAAAAUUAAUUUUUUUUUUCCGUUUCCAAUUGAUUUUGGGAGACGUGAGUUCAGCGGUGAAAUUAAUUUAGACGGAGAACGAGACGGAAAAAAAAAAUUUGGUCUGGGGCCGUUACAAACAGUUAGAGUUGGCGUUACCACGUGUUUGCAGGUAAGACGUUGUUUUUAUAUACGUGAUACGUGGCGAACACUGAGAGAUUUUGGCGUGUCUCUGUCGGAGAUUUACACGCGUUGUAGGCUAGUGGAUUCGUUAGUUCAGACGUAUCAGCAUUGUUUAAAUUUAUUUUACUUAACGAGGUUCAUUUUUGUUUUUGGCUUCACUGAUAAUGACAGAAGUAAUUAUUUUAUUGUUUCAAUUUUUAGUCCCACUUGAGUACUCUCUUGAUUA
Raphanus sativus (radish) is the source of this 1154-nucleotide messenger RNA. RefSeq lists its product as uncharacterized. Gene Ontology annotation, molecular function: protein binding. The record is from RefSeq and is a predicted model, not a curated record. NCBI's taxonomy places the organism in Eukaryota, Viridiplantae, Streptophyta, Magnoliopsida, Brassicales, Brassicaceae. The transcript has 2 exons. The coding region runs from base 84 to 644 and encodes 186 amino acids.